UUUAUUGUUAGUUGUAUUACUUCUAAACAAUACAUUGGGAUACAAGACCACAAUCUUUCUAAAGAAAAACUCAACUUAAAAUUUUCAAAUUAGCCCUAAUUUUUGCCCCAAAUUGGCAACUUCGAUAGGAUUCAAUCGCACAACAGUUGAAAUCCUAAUUGUUUUUGCUUCAAAUGCCUCCGUUCAAUUCCGCACCGAGGGCUCUGGCGCGUUUUGCAGCCCUCCGGAAUCCAUUGCGGCGGCGCACGAGAGAUUUUCCUAGCUGCAGCCAGAUUCGGCCGUCGAGUAAUAUCGCCGGGAACAAUGCAUUUUCUCCAGUGGAAAACAUGCGUUACGGGAAUUGCGGUUUCCUAGGCUCUGCAAAUUCAUCGCAUAUUAGUAAUUUUGUUCACCAAAAGAGAGGGUUUUUGGGAUGCGGUGAUGGCGAAGAGGGUGGUAUGCUAUCUAAAGUGCACCAUGAAAAGCGUGUUUUGGGAUAUUCACCUGAGCAAUUGUUCAAUGUGGUUGCUGCCGUCGACAUGUAUGAAGAUUUUCUUCCUUGGUGUCAGCGGUCACAGAUUAUUUGCCAGAACCCUGAUGGGAGUUUUGACGCAGAGUUAGAAAUUGGCUUUAAAUUUCUUGUCGAAAGUUAUACAUCGCAUGUGGAGCUAAACAAACCAAAAUCCAUUAAGACGACUUCAUCCCAAACCACUCUUUUUGAACAUUUGAUUAAUGUCUGGGAAUUUUCCCCUGGACCCGUUCCUGGAAGUUGCAGCCUCUAUUUUAUGGUGGACUUCAAGUUUCAGUCACCAUUUUAUCGACAAAUUGCCAAUAUGUUCUUCAAAGAAGUGGUUUCUCGGCUUGUUGGUUCAUUUCACGACCGAUGUCGACAAAUAUAUGGACCUGGGGUGCAGGUUCUUGAAAAUAGUAUGAUCACUGAACAUAAGUAAAAGUCAUUUUGAUCAUCUUGUUAAACACUCAGUGCCUAUGAAUAUUAGUCUCUAUGAAUUCUUAGCAAUACAAAGUCAGAAUUUUUACAUAGAUAACCAGAGUUCUCUCAUUUACUAUUGAAAUACUGAAAAUAGUACUAACUCCUCCCUUGGCUGAUUUUUUUCUCUGUUGAAUCAUACCGAUAUAUAUCUUGAAACGGCGUCAUUAUCUUUUCUUGAAA
This is a messenger RNA of Salvia hispanica, 1150 nucleotides long. RefSeq lists its product as uncharacterized. The record is from RefSeq and is a predicted model, not a curated record. Gene Ontology annotation, biological process: cellular respiration. Lineage: Eukaryota; Viridiplantae; Streptophyta; Magnoliopsida; Lamiales; Lamiaceae. Gene Ontology annotation, cellular component: mitochondrion. Gene Ontology annotation, molecular function: ubiquinone binding.